Miscanthus lutarioriparius is the source of this 618-nucleotide messenger RNA. Lineage: Eukaryota; Viridiplantae; Streptophyta; Magnoliopsida; Poales; Poaceae. The record is from the annotation of a GenBank genome assembly.
AUGGCGCCGGAGCUCGGCGUCGUGCUGCUGGAGCUGGUGUCCGGGCAGGAGCCGGUGCGGUACAAGCUGGUCAACCGGGGCACGGGCGAGUACGAGAGGACGUCGCUGAUCGACACCGCGGCGGCCGCCGUCGCGGAGGGCGACGGGGAGGGGAUGCGGCGGUGGGUACUGGCCGUAUCCUCCAAUCCCCAUGCAGUUCACCAAUCACCACUCACCGUCAUCGAUCGCGUUCCGUUCGCAGCCUGUGGCGUGGCGGUGGCGCCGCGCGAGCUCCUGCUCCUGCUCGGCUCACAGCCACUGCGGCCAGGGCUGCGGUGCCCGUGCCAGCCACCAACGCCAAGAGGAGGACGCCACGGUUCGUUAGCGUCAGGUGCGUCGGCGUCGGCGGCGCGGAAACGCUGCGCUCCAAGGACACCGAGCCGGCGGUGUCGACGGUACCGCGGUCCGUGCCAGUGCGCGUCGUCUACGAGCUGCAGCAGGCCAGACACCGCUACCUCGACGUACGGUACGGACGGCACAGCACAGCCACGCUCCCUGUUUCACCUGUCGGUUCUGAAUCCGAUGGUAGUUGAGAGACGCGGCGUUGAAGAGCAAGAGCACACAUUUUUUUACAGUUGA